Molecule: messenger RNA, 3988 nt
Organism: Delphinapterus leucas (beluga whale)
Lineage: Eukaryota; Metazoa; Chordata; Mammalia; Artiodactyla; Monodontidae
Source: RefSeq, a predicted model, not a curated record
UGGAAUUCUUACCCCACUUUCCUGGGCCUUGCGUCUUCCGUGAGUAAUGGCUCCGGACUCAGGUCCCUUUCCAGAAGGGCCGCUCUUAAAGCUGCUACCCGUAGACGCUAGGGACCGGGGCACCCAGCGCUGUCGCCUGGGCCCGGCGGCCCUCCGCGCCUUAGGCGCGCACCUGGGCUCAGCGGUGGAGAUCUCGCUGCCUGACGGCGGCUCCUGCCUCUGCACCGCCUGGCCGCGGCGGGAUGGAGCGGACGGCUUUGUGCAACUGGAUCCGCAGUGCGCGAGCCCGGGGGCGGCAGUGGGGGCGCCGGGGUCCCGGGGGAGUCUGAACCUGAGCCGACUCCGGUUAGUGCCCUGCCCGCCCCUUCGGCUCCUCGCCGUGUGGCCGGUGUUGCGGGAGCUGGCGGGCGUGUCUGGUGCCCCAAAUCCAGCCGCGGUGCUGGAGGCGGCGCAGGAGCUGCUGAGGAACCGUCCGGUCUCUCUGGGCCACGUGGUGGCCGCUCCUCCGGGCGCUCCCGGCCCGGUGGCCGCCCUGCACAUCGUCAGCGGGGCACCCAACCCGAAUCCGGCCGGGCUGGUCACCCCUCGCACCCACAUCAGUCUGAGCGGGCUACCUCCGUCGGAAGAGGAGCCGCAGCCCGAGGUGCCCCUGGGGGGCCUUUCCGAGGCGGCCGACUCGCUGCGGGAGCUCCUCGACUUGCCGCUCAGCUACCCCCGCGCCUUGGCCUCGCUGGGGCUAGAAGUGCCACGCGGGGUGCUCCUGGCUGGCCCCCCCGGAGUCGGCAAGACCCAGCUAGUGCGGGCCGUGGCCCGAAAGGCGGGCGCGGAGCUGCUGGCCGUGAGUGCCCCCACGCUGCAGGGCUCCCGGCCCGGGGAGACCGAGGAGAACGUGCGGCGGGUCUUCCAGCGCGCGCAGGAGCUGGCCAGCCGCAGGCCCACCCUUCUCUUCCUGGACGAGGUGGACGCCCUGUGUCCCCGGCGGGGCGGCCCACACCAAGCCCCCGAGAGCCGCGUGGUGGCCCAGGUGUUGACGCUGCUAGACGGCAUCAGUGGGGGCCGGGAGGUGGUGGUUGUGGGAGCCACCAACCGGCCGGACGCACUAGACCCAGCGCUGCGUAGACCUGGGAGAUUUGACCGAGAGAUUGUCAUUGGAACUCCCACACUUAGACAAAGAAAGGCGAUUCUACAAGUGAUUACCUCAAAGAUGCCCAUCUCCAGUCAAGUCGAUUUGAGCCUCCUUGCAGAAAUGACGGUUGGCUAUGUUGGUGCAGACCUGACUGCACUCUGUAGGGAGGCUGCCAUGCACGCUCUGCUUCAUAGUGAGAAGAACCAGGACAAUCCAAUGAUUGAUGAAACAGACUUCCUUGAAGCUUUUAAAAAGAUCCAGCCCUCAUCAUUUCGAAGUGUCAUUGGAAUGAUGGACAUCAAGCCUGUUGGCUGGGAGCAGAUUGGUGGCCUUGAAGAUGUAAAACUGAAGUUAAAACAGAGCAUUGAAUGGCCUCUGAAAUUCCCUCGGGAAUUUGUUAGGAUGGGCCUGACAGAGCCAAAGGGAGUUCUCCUGUAUGGUCCCCCUGGGUGUGCUAAAACCACCCUGGUGAGGGCCCUGGCCACGAGCUGUCAUUGCUCUUUUGUUUCAGUGAGCGGAGCUGAUCUCUUUUCACCUUUUGUUGGAGAUUCAGAAAAAAUCUUGUCUCAGGUAUUUCGACAAGCAAGAGCAAAUACUCCAGCAAUUGUGUUUUUGGAUGAAAUUGAUUCAAUCUUGGGCUCUCGAUCAAUCAGCAGAACAGGAUGUAAUGUUCAAGAACGUGUUCUUUCUGUUCUCCUAAAUGAAUUAGAUGGUGUUGGAUUGAAGACUAUAGAGAGAAGAGGAAGUAAAUCAGAUCAACAUGCAACAAAUAGACCUGAUGUGUUAGAUGAUGCCUUGUUACGGCCUGGAAGAUUAGACAAGAUUAUUUAUAUUCCACCUCCAGAUGAAAAGGGCAGGCUUUCUAUUCUGAAAGUCUGUACAAAAAACAUGCCAAUGGGGCCUGAUAUUUCCUUAGAAAACGUAGCAGCAGAUACCUGUUUUUUCUCUGGAGCUGAUCUUGGAAACCUCUGCAAAGAAGCCGCCUUGCUGGCUCUGCAAGAAAAUGGACUGGAAGCGACCACAGUGAAACAAGAGCACUUUCUAGAAUCACUUAAGACUGUAAAACCAUCCUUAAGUCACAAGGAUUUGACUUUAUAUAAAAACUUAUUUCAGAAACAAGGAUUUUCUAACUUAGAAGAUAUUUAAAAAUUAUUUUACAUACCUGCUUAAGGAUUAACUUAAAUGUGAACGUGCAUUAUAAUUUGCAGCUUCACACUUUGUGUGUGUUAUUUCCUAUAAAUAAAAAAACUUGUGCCUAAUAAGCUAAGAUUUCAUACUUACAGAAAAGUUAAAAGAAUAAUACAAAGAACUCUUAUAUACUCUUAACCCAGAUUCUCCAAUUUUUAACAUUUUCCUACAUUUGUCUCCUUUCUCUCUCUCCCUCCUCCCCACCACAGUAUUUUUCUGAACUAUUUAAAAGUAGAUUUUACACAUCAUGCCCCUUUAUCCCUUUAAUACUUCAGUGUACAUUUCUUAUAAAUGAGGUUAUUUUCUUACAUGACCACAGUGCAGUUAUCAAAUUCAAGAAAUUUAACAUUGAUACAACAUUUUAAUCUAUUGACAAUGAAUUUCAUCCAUUGUUCCAAUAGUAAUUGUUUUCCCAUUACAAGAUCCAGUUUAGGAGCAUACACUGCACUUAGUUGUCAUGUCUCUUUAGCCUCUUUGCCUUUUUUAAUCUGAAACAGUUCCUCAGUCUUUCUUGACCUUGACACUUUUGAAGCGUACAGACUAAGUAUUUUAUAGAACAGUUGGUUCCUAAUUAGUGUUUGUCUGAUGUGCAUCAUGAUAGGUUCAGGUUAUGCAUCACCAGUGGAGCAUAUGUAUGUGCUGUCAUGUCCUCAGAUCACAGCUGGAGGCACGUGACAUCUGCACAUUAUUGGUGAUGUUAAUUUUGAUCACUUGUUUAUGAUCUUGUCCAUCUUCUCCACUGUAUAGCUACUAGUUUUCCUUUUGUAAUUGUGAGUAGUUUUUAAGGAGAUAGGUUAUAUAUAAGUUUUUAUUUUCCUUUAUUAAAAGAGUAAUAAUGCUAGAAAAUGUAGAUAAACAUGAAGAAAACAUGUGGGUAUUUAACUUUCCAGUCCCUUACACAUGUGUAGAUAACUUUUUAAAACCAAAAGCAUGGUACUGUGUAGCUCUUGUUUUUCUCACCUAACAGUAUCUGGUAAGCAUCUUACUGAGCCUUUCUUCACUCUCAAGGUGCCAUACAGGGUGCAGGAGUGUUCGUGAAGGAGACAGACAUGGCACUGAUAGGGCAGCUGGGAGCGGAGACCUCCAACAAAUCAUGCAGUGUGAAUUAAACACAGGAGACGAGCUUCAAAGGAAGUAUAGGUACAGUCAGGACAUGGUGCGUGAACUAUAUGAAGUCAUAAAUGUCAAGCAGUUGGAAAGUUUUCUAUAUCUGACGGGAGCCAGUACUGUUAUUAAGCAAAACCUCACUAUUGGGGAACAAUUAAGGAAAAGGCCUGUCUUAUUUAUAGGUAUAAAAUGUAAUUCAGUUAAAAUUAUUCUAACAACCUGACUCUUGCUUUUGAGUAGUAGGGAAAAUACCUAGAAACUUUUUUAGAAUUCUGAAUAUUUUCAUUCAUGUUCUGUCCAUUAUUGAUUUCACAGGAAAAGGCAGCCAUUAGGCCUUUGCCAUCCCUAGGCCUGAACCCCUUAACUCAGAUUCUAGCUGUAUGCUCCUUGUUUUUUCCUAGAGAAAGUUUCUAGUGGUCAGCCAGGAAAUUUAGUACCCACACUUUGGUUAGAGGCUGAGUUUUUAUUUGAAAAUGUCUUUUUAAACUGUAACUUUGCAACAGAACUUUGGAAGCCUCCUGAGGACAAAAACCAUGUUUCUUCUCUCAUUGAAAUAAAUCAGUAAAU